UCUGUAGUGCUGAGUCAUGGAUUGUUCUCUUACAUUUAUGGUAAUCAAUAUACCUCAAGACUGGGUUUGCAGCUUUUGGGACUCUCGGUAUCAGAAUCAAGGCGAUUCCCUUGGUAACACGGCAGUAUGUUGCAUAUUUAAAUCAAAACCGAAAUCCAGCUUCUAAGGUUGCAGCUGUGUCUGCCCUACAUCCCGUUUUAGGAUGAUUGCUGCCGCUUUUUUGGUUUUGCUGAGACCUUACAGUAUCCAGUGCGUCUUGUUGUUGUUAUUGCUCUUAUUGGGGACUAUUGCUACAAUUCUAUUUUUCUGCUGCUGGCAUCGCAAGCUUCGUAAAGGCAAACAUCCUAUUAAAUCAGUGUUAUCUGGUCGUUCAAGGAGUCGUGAAGCUGGUCUCCGGUCACAUCAUUUUCGAUCAGAGGGUUACAGGCAGAGUCCUCGCCACGCCAGGAGGAGUGCCAGAGCUCGCGUUGCAGAGGAGACCCAACCCCUGGUGGAAAUUCCUGAAAGUGAGCAAGAAGCAACUGUCAGAAAACGCAAAAUCAGGAAAAGGGUUCAACCAGAAUUUUACCACUCUGUACAAGUUACACCAACACGCAAACCUAGCUCUGGGUCUGGAAACGCUUCUCAUCGCUGUUCUAUGUCUUCAUCCGCGGAUUUUUCUGAUGAGGAUGAUUUCAGUCAGAAAUCUGGGUCUGUUUCUCCAGCGCCAGGAGAUACACUACCGUGGAAUCUACCGAGACACGAGCGUUCCAAGAGAAAAAUACAAGGAGGAUCCAUUCUGGAUCCAGCAGAAAGAGCCGUCCUUAGGAUAGCUGAUGAGAGGGACAGAGUACAGAAGAAAACGUUCACAAAAUGGAUAAACCAGCAUCUUGUGAAGGUACGGAAGCAUGUGAAUGAUCUGUACGAAGACCUUCGAGAUGGACACAACCUGAUCUCCCUGUUAGAGGUCCUGUGUGGGGAGACCUUGCCAAGGGAGCGUGAUUUUCUGAAGACACUGCGGUUGGUGAGUGCAGCUGGAGCAUGCGCAUUUGAGCAGCAUGAGGAUGAGCAGGAUGAUGAUAAGGGGCCUCGAGAGAAAGGGAGGAUGCGCUUCCACAGACUGCAAAAUGUACAGAUUGCACUUGAUUAUUUAAAGAAACGCCAGGUCAAACUUGUAAACAUCAGGAAUGAUGAUAUAACAGAUGGAAACCCAAAGCUCACAUUGGGUUUGAUAUGGACCAUAAUUCUGCACUUUCAGAUCUCUGAUAUCCAUGUUUUCGGGGAGUCAGAGGAUAUGACCGCUAAAGAGAAACUGCUGAUGUGGUCUCAACAGACAACUGAAGGCUACGUUGGUGUACGGUGUGAAAACUUCACUACCUGCUGGAGAGAUGGGAGGCUGUUUAACGCCAUCAUUCAUAAAUACAGGCCGGACCUGAUUGAUAUGAACACGGUUGCCACUCAGAGCAGUCGAUCAAAUUUGGAAAAAGCCUUUUGUGUAGCUGAACAACUUGGAGUGGCAAGACUCCUUGAUCCAGAGGACGUUGAUGUGCAAUCGCCUGAUGAGAAGUCAGUUAUAACUUAUGUUUCAACACUGUAUGAUGUUUUCCCCAAAAUACCGGAGGGUGGAGAAGGCAUCAGUGCAAAUGAUGUUGACAUCAAAUGGGUGGAAUACCAGAACAUGGUGAAUUACCUCAGUCAGUGGAUCAGGCAUCACGUGACGAUAAUGUCAGAUCGAAUGUUCCCAAACAAUCCUGUAGAACUCAAGGCACUUUAUAAUCAAUAUUUGCAGUUUAAAGAAACUGAAAUUCCACCGAAAGAGAACGACAAAACAAGAAUCAAACAUCUGUACAAACUGUUAGAGCCGUGGAUAGAAUUUGGCCGUAUCAAACUCCCACAAGGAUAUCACCCGAACGAAGUAGAAAAAGAAUGGGGAAAACUUAUUAUUGCCAUGUUGGAGAGGGAGAAGAGUUUACGGCCUGAAGUGGACAGGCUUGAAAUGCUCCAACAAAUUGCAAGCAGGGUACAGCGGGACUGUGUGGCUGGGGAAGAUAAGUUAGUGUUGGCAAGAAAUGCACUGCAGUCUGAUGCAAAAAGGUUAGAAUCCGGAGUACAGUUCCAGAAUGAAGCUGAGAUUGCUGGAUACCUGCUGGAGUGUGAGAGCCUCCUUCGCCAGCAAGUUGUCGAUAUCCAGAUUCUUUUGGAUGGGAAGUUUUACCUGGCCGAUCAGCUAGUUCAAAGGGUAUCAAAGAUUCGGGAUGACCUGCUAGCCCUCAAGUCUGAAUGCUCCUCAGUGUACAGCAAAGGACGCACUCUGACCACAGAGCAGACCAAGAUGAUGAUUUCAGGAAUAACACAGAGCUUGAACUCAGGUUUCUCACAAAAUAUGAACUCAGGCUUGAACACUGGUCUGUCUCAGGGUUUAACGCCUACCCUAACACCCGGACUGAUGCCAGGUCUCUCCCCUGGACUCACUUCCAGUUUUACAUCAAGUCUGACUCCAUGUCUGACCCCUUCCCUCACCCCAGCCAUGACCCCGGGUCUGCAGCCAACAUCGGUACAGAGCUAUGUUACUGGAAUGGACUCUGCAGCACUGCAGGCUCUUAAACUAAUGCAAAUCCGGAAACCUUUAAUGAAAUCCUCACUUGCUGAUCCAAAUUUGACUGAGGAAGAAGUCAACAUGAGUUUUGUGCAAGAUCUUUUGAACUGGGUUGAAGAAAUGCAGGUACAAUUGGAUCGUUCAGAGUGGGGUUCAGAUUUGCCAACUGUGGAAACUCAUUUAGAGAAUCACAAAAGUGUUCAUAGAGCAAUUGAAGAAUUUCAAAUGAGCCUUAAAGAAGCCAAAUAUAGUGAGAUCCAGAUGACAUCUGCCCAGAAACACAAUUACUCUGAGAAGUUAAGCAGGCUAGAAAACCAGUAUGGAAAGCUGCUGAAUUCCUCUAGAAAUCGCCAGAAGUACCUUGAAAGCCUGCAAGAGUUUGUGUCAAGAGCCACGUGGGAGCUCAUCUGGCUGAAUGAGAAGGAAGAGGAGGAGGUGGCGUAUGACUGGAGCGACAGGAAUUCAAAUAUGGCGAAAAAGAGAGAUUACCAUGCUGAUCUCAUGAGAGAGCUUGAUGAGAAGGAGAGAGUUAUUAAGUCUGUUCAGGAUAUGGCCGAACGACUUCUACUUGAGAAUCAUCCUGCCAGGUUAACUAUUGAGGCUUACCGUGCUGCCAUGCAGACGCAGUGGGGCUGGAUCUUGCAGCUGUGUGGUUGUGUGGAACAGCACUUGAAUGAAAAUACAGUCUAUUUUGAGUUUUUCAAUGAUGCCAAAGAAUCUAUGGAUUAUUUAAAGAACUUACAAGAUACCAUCCAAAGAAAAUAUGGCUGUGACCGGACAAGCAGUUUACAUAAAUUGGAAGAUCUGGUUCAAGAAUCUAUGGAUGAGAAAGAACAGCUUUUGCAGUACAGGAGCACUGUGGCAAGUCUUGUGGGACGAGCCAAGGGAAUAGUCCAGUUAAAACCUAGAAAUCCUGACGGCACCAUCAGAAACUCCCUGCCAGUCCAAGCCAUCUGUGACUAUCGACAGAUUGAGAUAACUAUCUAUAAAGAAGAUGAGUGCAUACUGGCCAACAACUCCUACCGGGCAAAGUGGAAGGUUAUAAGCCCAACUGGGAAUGAGGCUAUGGUGCCUUCUGUGUGCUUCACCAUUCCCCCGCCAAACAAUGAAGCAAUUGAAACUGUCAGCAGAAUUGAGCAGCUGUACCAGAAUGUCUUAACUCUGUGGCACCACUCCCAUAUAAACAUGAAAAGUGUGGUGUCGUGGCACUACCUCAUGAACGACAUUGAAGCUAUUCAGAAUGGCAAUGUUGCCUCAAUAAAGACCAUGUUACCAGGGGAACACCAGCAGGUUCUCAGCAACCUGCAAAGUCACUUAGAGAGCUUUCUUGAGGACAGUCAGGAGUCCGAAGUUUUUACCGUCUCUGACAGAGGGCAGCUGGAGAGAGAGGUUGUAAUAUGCAAGCAGUACUAUGAGGACCUUCUCAAAUCAGCUGAAAGGGAGGAACAUGAGGAAUCUGUCUACAACCUGUUUAUCUCGGAGGUGCGAAACUUCCGCAUGCGUCUGGAGAACUAUGAGGAGCGCCUGAUCCGUUGGCUCCGUGCUCCGCUGGAGAGGGACGACCUGCAGGAGAGUGUGCGCAGGAUUGCAGAGCAGGAGAAAUCAAAGAAAGAGCUAGACAGACUUAAAGAGGAUCUGGAAACCAUGCAAGAGAAGUGUGAGGUGUUCGUCAGCCAAGCAGCCUCAUCGCCAUCAGUCCCUACUCUGUCCUCAGAACUCAACGUUGUCGUCCAGAACAUGAAUCAAGUCUACUCCAUGUCUUCCAUUUACUUAGAGAAGCUCAAAACUGUAAGCCUGGUUGUGAAAAACACCCAAGGAGCAGAGGCCUUAGUGAAACUGUACGAGGCAAAACUGUGUGAGGAAGAUGCUGUGAAUGCUGACACAAAAGCCAUUGAGACCGUCAUGAGUACUCUGAAGCUGUGGCGCACUGAAAUCGAUGAAAAAAGAGAAGUGUUUCACGCUUUGGAGGAUGAGCUACAGAAAGCCAGGGCUGUUAGUGACCGGAUGUUCAAGAUGCAUAAUGAACGUGAUUUUGACUUGGACUGGCACAAAGAGAAAGCAGACCAGCUGGCAGAGAGAUGGCAAAAUGUUCACUCUCAGAUAGAAAACAGACUGCGUGACUUGGAGUGUAUAUGCAAAUCUCUAAAGUACUACAAAGACACCUAUGAACCACUGGAUGACUGGAUAAAGGAAAUGGAAGACACUCAAAGGAAGAUGCAAGAAAACCAGCCUGAAGACAGCAAAGCACUAGCCGAACUGCUGAACCAGCAAAAGCUCCUUGUUUCAGAAAUUGAAAUGAAACAAAGUAAAAUCGAUGAGUGUCAGAAAUACUCAGAGCAAUACUCUGCUUCGGUGAAGGACUAUGAGCUUCAGUUAAUGACCUACAGGGCAAUGGUGGGUUCACAGCAGAAGUCCCCAGUCAAGCGACGCAGGAUACAGAGUUCAUCUGAUGUAAUUAUACAGGAGUUUAUGGACCUACGGACCCGCUACACUGCUUUGGUUACCCUCAUGACUCAGUAUGUGAAGUUUGCUAGUGACACCUUGAAGAGAACAGAGGAGGAAGAGAAAUCUGUUGAGGAAGAGAAGAAAGAGCAUGGUGAAAAAGUUAGCAAGUUAUUAAACUGGGUAUCGAAUAUGAAAAAAAACAACAAUAAAGAAGAGAAGCCCUUGCAGGAUGACAAAAAUGUCCUUAAGGACACUUCUUAUAAGCCUGAGGUUUCAAUGGAAGAAGUAGCAACAAAGAAAGAACAAAUUGCUGAAGCGUUGAGGGCGACACAGUUAAUGUUGGCUAAGCACAGUGACAAAAUGACAGAAGAAGAAAGACAAGUCACCAAACAAGAGCUGAAGUCUUUGGAGCAGGCAUACAAUGAUUUAUCUCAGCAGUCUGUUGAUCAGCUUCCACAACCACAGAGCCUUCCUGCUGAACAGGAUUAUCAAACCAUUGAAGGCCUUAUAGACCUGGAAACUGGAGCUGUCUUUUCAGUUUGUCGCUCUAUGCAGAAAGGCCUGAUUGACUACACUACUGGAAUCAAUUUACUUGAAGCUCAGUUGAUUACAUCUGGACUCAUCUUACCAGAAUUCAGCAUGUGUUUGGAUGUAGACGAUGCUUUCAAGCAUGGUCUGGUUGACAAACAGAGUUGCAUGCAUUUACAGGAAAUUAAUGAAGCUAAUAGGUGUAUUCUGAGUGCCAAGUAUGCUUCUGAACCUCUUCCAGUGAUUGCUGCUUUGAGAGAUGGAAUUAUCUCAGAACAACUAGCCAUUAGGAUGAUUGAAAUGCAACUGGCAACAGGGGGUUUAAGAGUCACGUGUACAGGUGACAUUAUAAACCUAGACAAGGCUUUCCAAAGUGGGCUAAUUCCACCACCAUUGUUCCGGAAGAUUCUAGAAAGAGAGGAUACAUGCAAAUACUUGAUUGACCCAAAUACAGCAGAAAAGGUUUCACUAAUACAGCUUGUGCAGAGGAGUUUGGUUCAUGAAGAGACAGGUCUGAGAUUGUUGCCAGUGAAGAAAGGAGAAGAUGGUAAAAUAGCUUUAAAAUCUGGUAGAGAGGUCAGCAUAUUGCGGGCUGUUCAUGAAGGCCUUAUUGAUCGGGAAACCAUGUUCAGACUGCUGGGAGCUCAGCUAUUUGCAGGAGGUAUUACGGAUCCUACAACAAAUUGCAAGCUAAACGUGGAGGAAGCAGUGCAAGAAGGCCUGAUUGAUCAAGAUACUGCCUGUGGACUAUUGAGCUAUCAGGCCCAAAAUGGUGGAAUCGUCAAUCCUCGCUCAGGUGAAAGAUUAAGUGUGGAUGAAGCUGUUCAGUGUAAUUUAAUAACAUCCAGCAGUGCUCUUUUAAUCCUGGAAAAACAAAAGGCUUUUAUGGGUCUUAUCUGGCCUCAUUCGGGUGAAAUCUUCACUCUAUCAACUUCCACACAGCAUGAGGUGAUUACAAAUGAACUUGCUUAUAAAUUGCUAAGUAACAGACAAAAAAUAGCAGCACUGUAUAUUCCAGAGAGCUCUGAGGUAGUAAGCAUUGAAAAUGCAACCAAGUCCGAGAUAAUAGACAGCAAUAUUGCAGGUGUUUUGAAUUCUAUAGUGAUACCUGAUACCAUUCCUGGUAUAGAUGAUUUCGAUGAAAAGAUUGCAACUUGGGUUUCUUCGUGUGAACUUCAGCUAGUUAGUCCUCAUGAAUCACAACAGAAUCAAGAAAUAUCUAAACUGAAAAAUACAAAUUUACCAUCUUCAUCAGAAGCCAAACAACUAUUGAUAUCCUAUUUAAUGACAAAUAGUUGUAUGGAUCCCACAUCAGGACAGAGGCUAUUGAUAUACAACAGAGAGUUAGAUAAAAUGACCAAAUGUUUUACACAGAGUUCUGAAAAAUAUCUCAAACAAUCUAGCAUCAGUCUAGACAAACAUGAUUGUACUGAGGCUGUAGAAAACCAUGUAUGUGAACAAUCUGUAGGCACACAUGAAAGUAGAAUUGAAAAAGAACAAAAUACCAUGCCGAACAAGCAUUUUCCAAGACAGGUGCAGGAACAAUUAGUUUCAAGUUUACAGGAUUGCUUUUCUGAAGAAACAGAAAGCCAUAAGCGCAAUGGCAAUGAGACACACAUAGACAGUUCAGAAGUGUGGAACAUAGUAAACUGCUGUGAAUACAGUGUUGCAAAACAAACUCAUUAUUCUGGAUGUGCUGAUAGGUCUGUAGCUGUUUUAUCUUCUGUAGCCAAAGAUCAAUCACAAGUACAGUUGCAGACCCAAAACUAUAACCUAAUCACAGAUGUAAAUGUUGAAGGACAACAUCUUGGCAGUCAGAAAUGCAUGCUUGAAACUGGUUUAGAUGGACCACACACACCCAAAGAAACAGCAAUGACAUGUGAUACUAAAGAAACAGUAUUCGAUGAGGAUGUUGAUGUGCUACCUCCCAUUAGAGAAUGUAACCCUUAUAAAGACACUGAAUGUAACUCGCUUGCAGGUGAAAGUUUGUCCAGUGACUUAAAUGAUCAGGUAUCAGAAAAAUCUCCAAAAGCUGACUUGGAAUUCUCGGGGAAGACAUUUAUUAAAGGAUUGAUGAACGAAAAAGAAGAGAACCUGUUGCUUUCGACUGCUGUUGAGAAGGGAAAGUUAGAGCAACAUAAUGCUGCAAAACUUCUCAAAGUUCAGUUGGAAGUAGGCAGCAGUUUGGAUUAUGCUACUGGUGAGCGAUACGAUUUUGAUACCGCCUUAGAAAAGGGACUUGUUGGCAAGGAUAUCAUAUUAAAUGUGUCAGCUUUGCAGUUCCAGGAUGGAGGAAUCAAAGAGGAACAAACAGGCAAAACCUUAACACUUCAGGAGGCUGUGGCAAGAGGACUGAUACCAAGACAUGUGGGCCUACUCGGCAGGUUUUAUGAAUCAAAAACUGGAGAAACAAUUCCCGUCAGUGAUGCUAUACAACACAGUCUGGUUGAUGAUGAUGUUUUAGAAAAAGUCCUAAACUCUGAGAAGGCUGUCUAUGCCAUAAUGGACCCACAAAACAAUGAUUUGCAUAUUGUUCCAGAAGCAGCAAGACUUGGUCUUUUAAAUGAUAGCACAGCACAGAGGCUGUUGGAAGGUCAGGUCUUGUCUGGUGGAAUUGUAGAUCUUGAGCAAGGAAAACAGGUGUCGGUGACUUUGGCAUCCAAACUUGGGCUUAUAGAUGAGCAGCUUGGUGAAGGGCUUACAUACAUGGACGAAACAAUUACUGGAAAAGAAGCAGAUGAUUCAAUAAAACUGAAACAGAUGGGCCUGCAGAUGGAACUCAGUGAUGUGCAGGAUCUUCAAUUCAAACAAUCCUUCUCUCUUACUGAAGCUCUAGAAAAGAAUAUCUGCAAAAACACUGCAUCAGAAACAUUUGAGAUCUGUUCACAUGAGGUAUCACAAGAACCAGCUGAAUCUGCGGAUGGAGAGAAGUUUAGUGAGCAUGCUGUUCUUAUCAAUGGCAGUUCAAUGCAGUCUGGAAAAAGAUGCCUAGAUUUAAAAACAUGCAAAGAGGCUAUAUACACAGGGCAGAGUGUGCAGUUGAAAGGGACUGGUGUAGGUUUGGAUUCAAACAUUAUCCAAAAUUGCAUCCAGGAAGGCAAUGAAUCAGAUAGGUCUUCCCUGUCUUCUGAACCAAACACAUUUAAAAAUAUAUCCAGAGAAACAGAAGAGGCCUCCCCUUCAUGUGGUUCACAGAGUCUUGCAGGUUACCUGAAAGAAAGAGUAGACGGUAUUAAACUAGAAACUGAAAUGUCCACAUCACACGCUAAUGAUUCGGGUUCAUUGAUCAAAAAGCAAAAGUAUGAAGAAGAGAACUUCAUGGAUACCCCAGCGCACAGCAUAAAUUGCGAUCUUAAUGUCAAUGAAUCUGUUAAUACAGGAUUUUGCCAAACAGAGAUAGCUAGUUUUACAGAGAGAGGUCAUGAAAGCACUUCAAAUGCUUCCAAUGAUCUUGUUAAUGCACCACCUAGUACUCAAAUAAAAUACAAAGUACAAGAUAAUAGUGAGAAUUUAGAAAUCAGUACAAGUAUGACAGAGGCCUACACUGAAGCACAGGUGGAAAAUGUUACAGAAAUACAAGCUUUUAACAUGAGAAAUCAAGAUGGUUUCGAGAUAAGCAGGGAUAUGAGCAGUCAGAUUCAAGUUGAUGCAAUGGAUCAGUUGUCUGAUUCGGCUGAAAAAACAAUUUUGAGAGAUAGUAAUGACUCGGUUCACAUCAGAGCUGUUAUAGAUGAUGAAUUGUAUGAUUGCACAGGGAGUAAAAACAAGGAUACUAAUGUGGAUUUAUCCAGUCAACUUACAGAUUCUGUUGGUAAACUGGCAGUCCAAUCUGACAUCAGUAGCAUUACAGACAGCUCUGCAUCUGGAAGUGUGCAGACCUCUGAUGUGUGUAGUAAACUAAGGUCAAGUUUGCAGGGAUUGGUAAAAAUGACAGUGGAGGAUACUAAUGCAAAAGUCUUACAAAAAGCUGAAUCUCAGGUAGUUGAGGAUAUCCUCAAAAUUAUAAUAAACAUUCAGGAGUCCAGCAAAGGUACUGAGGAGGAUGCAGGUUCAAGUGUUGAGGAGAAAGAACUGCAAUUAAGUCACAUUUACAGCCAAAGCCCUGAUCUUCUUAUUGAUUUAUUAAAACAAGAGGCCCUCCAGUCUAAGGCCAAUGAACAGCUUGGGAUAAAGAAGAACUUGACCUUGAAAGAGAAAAUGCAUGAAACAAAUCCUGCUCCUGCUGCAGAACUGUUCCAAUCACAGCUACAGCAGGUCCUACUGACUACAUCUCUAAAUGAUGAUCCAGCAAUGUUCAAAGAGUUGGCUGGCAAGCUCAGUGAUAUUCUUCGAAGAAAUAAAGAAUGUGAAAGGAACCAAACUCCUGGAAGUGCUAAAGGAGAUAGAAACAUGCAGGAUGCUGCAUUUAUAAAUGCAGCUGUAAAUGAUGAUAUGUUCUGUAACCUACCAGAAACUAUCAAAGCACUUUGUAAGCAAAAAGUCAAACAAAUCCCUGCUGAUGAGUGUGAAGAUGAGCAGAGCCCCAUGAAUACAACUGAAACUAAAGGAGAGCCUAAAUCACACAGUACUACACAGCAUUAUUUGGAAUGCAUUGGGAAGCUACAGGAUCAUUCAGAUGUACUCGAAGACCUGAAAAAUGAACUGGACAGUCUAGAACCGCUUGGCAACAACUUGGAAACAUUAACAAUUCAGCUUAAAGAAUCAGAGUCGCUAGAAUCACAGCUUUCUGCACUGGCUGGCAUUCUAACUAAAGAUCUGAAGACAGCGGAUCAGUUAUUAGAGUCUGCUAAUGAAUGUGUUCCCACGCAAAUACGCAGCGAUCUGGAAAUGGUUUCUAAAGAUUUGCAGCUCGCUUUCUCUGAUGCUUGCAAAAUGUCCGCAGAAAGAAGACAUUUUGUAACAGAUGCUGUUUACUUGGAAAAGUCUAAAUUAGCAGAUACAAACCAAGAGCUGCUUGAAAGGGUUCAACAGCUUUCAGUUUGUAUUGAAGAAAAUACUGGAAGCAUUGCAAACCUUGAUAUCAUGAACACAGAUGAUCUGGAAACUGUGAAGCUCAGAAUUCAGCAAAACAAGGACUUAGAAAAAACCCUGUCUAUCACAAAAAAUCAGCUGGAAUCAACAGCAUUUGAUGUUCAGUACUUCAUAGCUGAACAUGCCCAAGAUCUUGCUCCCUCGCAAAGCAAGCUGCUGCUGAAGUCUCUUAACACUGCUCAGAAGUCUUUCAAAGAACUCAUGGAAAUGGUUUUGACACAACGAGACAAUCUGAUGCUUCAUCUAGAAAUAAGACAAGACUUGAGUACUCAGAAGAAUAUUGCGGAAAAGCAAAAGGAGUACACAGAAAAACUGCAAGAGUUGUAUGACCACUUGACGCAGACAGAGAACAGGCUUAUUGGCCACCAGCAAACUACCAUUAGUGGAGAUAGUCUGGGUGACCUACAGCAGUUUCAGACAGAGCAUCAGGCCUUGCAAAGAGACGUACAGGCUGGAGACAGUGCCUUAACAGAGAUAGUGAGAAGUACUAAGAAGUUCUUGGAAGAGAACAGAGACAAGUUGCAGCCAGAGCAAAUAGCCUUGAUUGAGAGAAAACUGGAGGAAGUGAACAGCAAAUCAAAACUGCUCAAUCAGCGGGCCGAGGAGUCAAGGAAAGACCUGGACAAGGCGAUGACAACAGCUAUCAAGCAAGAAACUGAAAAGGUGGCAGCAGUAGAGCAGCUGGAAGAGAGCAAGAUCAAAAUUGAAGGACUCUUGGGCUGGUUGUCUAACGUUGGAAAGGAAAAAGACAUGGAAGGAAAUCUAGAGCAGGAGAUGGCCAAACAGAAUGGGAACCUUCCUCUGGAAAGCACAGGCACGUCGAUGAUUGUAGAGGAGGAUGAAGCAAAUGGAAACCUGCAGCAGGUCCAGACCGGCACUGUUGUGGAUGGAAAAGGGAAAGCCACAGAAGGAUUAGAUUUAAAUAAGCAGUAUGGAAAAGUCAAGGCUCAUCAUCAGGAAAUCUUGUCCCAGCAACCAGACUUUAUCAUUGCUACUCAGUCUGCCCAGGCUCUGCUUGAGAAACAGGGCCACAUGCUUUCUCCAGAAGAGAAGGAGAAGCUGCAGAGAAACCUCCAGGAGCUGAAGGAUUGCUAUGAAACCACUUUGUCCAAGGCAGAGCACAAAAUGAAGCAGAUCCACGCGGUACAAGAAGAACUUCAGAAAUUCGAAACCGAUUGCAGUGAAUUUGAAAACUGGCUGCAGCAGUCUGAGGGUGAGAUCACAGACCUAAAGACUGGAGCAUCCGACCUGGGUGUUCUGAACGGCAAGCUUCAAAGGCAGAGAAGCUUUUCGGAAGAUGUGAUCUCUCACAAAGGAGAUCUGAGGUUCAUCACAAUCUCUGGACAAAGGGUGUUGGAUGCGACCAAAUCAUUCAGCAAAGCAGAUACUAGCAUUGACUCAGAACUGGACGUAGAUACAUCUGGAGUCUGUACUGUAGUGCAAGACAAACUGGACUCUGCAGCAAAUCGCUACAAAGCUCUUCACUCCCAGUGUAACCAACUGGGUGACAACCUCAAAGAUGUGGUAGAGAAAUACAAACAGUAUGAAGAUGCCUCCACUGGCCUUGGAUCAUGGUUAGAAGAAUCUGAAGAUUUUGCAAAUAAACAGCUGGCAGAACCAAUUGCUGCUGACCCUAAAAAUCUUCAAAAGCAGCUUGAGGAAACCAAGGCUCUUCAGGGACAGAUGUCAGGACGUCAAGGUGCUGUGGAGAAGUUGCGGAAAACAGCUGCCGCUCUCAUUGCCACAGAGGGGGACUUGUUAAGAAAUCAAGAUAAAAUCCAAGAAACAGUGGAUGAUAUCGUAGAGAGGUAUGAUAACCUUUCCAAGUCGGUAAGUGAUCGAAAUGAGAAGCUGCAGAUCACUUUGACACGGUCCCUGAGUGUGCAGGAUGGGUUGGAUGAAAUGUUGGACUGGAUGGAAGGAGUUGAGAAGAGCCUUGGAGAAAAAAAUCAAGUGCCUUUGAACUCGACUGCAAUCCAAGACAUGCUCAGUAAAAGGGCUGUAUUGGAGCAAGACAUUUCAAUUCGCCAGAGCAGUAUCGCUGCCAUGAAAGAGAAGGUGAAAAAGUUUAUAGAGACAGCAGACCCUUCCACAGCUUCCUCUCUGAAAGCAAAAAUGGACACCCUGUCGAAACGCUUCACUGAUGCCUGUGAGAAACACAAAGAGAAGAUCACCAAACUAGAAGAGCUGAAGGACAAAGUGGAGCUGUUUGAAAAGACCUCACAGAAAGUCCAGCAGUUUGUGGGCAAAAGAUCUCAGGCCCUGUCUGAGACAGAUGGGCCUGGAAAGAAUGUCAGUGAACUUUCACAGUUAAUACAGGACACAAAUGUGGAGUUAUCAGACCAUGCAAAGGAUGUUGAACUUCUACAGAAUCUGUCUAAGGAACUUGCAGAGGCUAGCCCUGAGGGAAGCAAUGUCCACAUUCUUGAAAAAGUGGACAAUCUUUCAAAGAAAUUUAAAGAGUUUGAGGACACAGUUAAGGAGAAGGAAGAAGAAGUUUCUUCUUGUCAAGGACAGUUGGCAGAAUUCAAGAGUGCCGUUAAGUCUUUCAGAAAAUGGCUGGAUGAGUUGACGGAGAAGAUCCCUCUUGUGAAACCAGCUUGCAGUGUGGAAGACCACGAGAAACAUCUACAGAAAGUGAAGGCCUUAUUGGAGGAAUGGUCAUCCAAGGUUUCUGUGCUUCAAGAGAUUAACAACAAAGGAUCUGCACUUUGUAACUUAAUAAGUGUCCUGACAUCCCCUGCGAAAACAAAGACAACAGUAAAACCAGGCACAACAGUGGUAAACGGUGCUGAAACUCAUGCCUACCUAACCAACAAAGAGCUGACCGUUGUCCAACAAAAUACGUCAUAUAUCAACCAUGGCUAUGAAAAUGUGGGAGUUCUUCUGAAGGAGAAAGCCGGUGAACUAGAUGGUAUGCUUGUCAAGCUGCAAGAAGUGGAACAUGAAGCAAACUCACUGAUGCAAUGGUUUGAUGAUAUAAAUAAAACCACAGCGUCUUGGGAUGCUGUACCCACUGAGACUGAAUCCAUGAAAACACAGAUGGAACAACAAAAGACGUUUGAAGCAGAGUUGAAACAAAAGCAAGGCAAACUCCAGCAGUUGAAAGAAAAGCUGUUGGACCUGCUUGAGAAGCACCCAGACUCUCCCGAAGCUGUAAAAUGGAAGCAGAUGUUGGAUCAGAUAGAUUCCACAUGGAAAGACAUAAAUAGCUCAAUGGAUAUGAGAAAGCAGAAGCUGGAGGAGUCAUCCAAGAAUCUUACUCAGUUCCAGACAGCUGAGGCUCAACUGAAACAAUGGCUUGCAGAGAAGGAGCUAAUGAUGAGUGUACUGGGCCCUCUCUCAAUAGAUCCAAACAUGUUAAAUGCACAAAAGCAACAAGUUCAGAUUCUGCAAAAUGAAUUUGACACACGCAAGUCACAAUACAAUCAACUGAACAAAUCAGCACAGGGCAUCUUGGAGAGACCAGGAGAUCUUCCUCCAUCGUGCAAGCUCUUGAGGGAUCAACUGGCCGCUGUUGCGGAGAAAUGGGAAAACCUGACAGGACAGCUGAGCGGCAGGUCAGAGCGAAUCGACCAGGCCAUUGUCAAAACAAACGAAUUCCAGAACCUGCUCAAAAAGGUUUCAGAAAAUGUGGAUGUCUUGAACAGUAAACUAAACAGCCAGUCUUCUCUGAGCACCCAGCCUGAUGCUGUUAAACAACAGCUGGAAACGGCCAACGAAAUCUGCACCAAGCUUGGGGAAGAAAAGAAGAGCAUUGAGGAGGCUGAUGUUCUGUGCAAAGAGCUGUCAGCUUUAGUUUGUGAAGAAUACCUGAAAGCAGAUCUUAGCAGACAGCUGGAAAGUGUCAAAAAGCCAUUUAAAGACCUUGAAGAAAGAACAGGAAACAGGAUACAGCAGCUUAAUUCUGCGUUCGCCAGCUCUCAGCAGUUCCAUCAGACGUCCAAAGAUUUCCAUGGUUGGUUGGAUGGAAAAAGGCAGGAGCACUCAAGGACACCCCUCAUAUCUGCUAAACUUGAAACUCUGCAACAGAACAUCAAGGACCAUGCUGAAUUCCAGAAGUCUUUGGAUGAGCAAAAUGCAGCGUAUGAAACAGUAAUUAAGGAGGGAGAGGCUCUCUUACAAAACACACACGGGGCUGAGAAGUCUACUUUACAGAGCCAACUCGCCGUACUGAAAAGCAAUUGGGAUGAACUAAAAAAACAGUCCUCAGUGCGGCAGGACAAGUUGCAAGGAUGCCUUCAAAGAGCUCAGAAGUACAAAGAACAUGCAGAAAAACUGAGCCCAUGGAUUGAAGAAUGUGAAAGUAAGGUAGCCAAAGUAAAGAUUUGCAUUGACCCGGCAGAAGUUGAGAGCUCCAUCUCUGAGGUCAGAAUGUUACAGAAGGACCUAGACAAACACCGUGGAAUGGUGGAGUUGUUAAAUAAUGCUGCAGACAGCUUGUUUGAAGUCACACAAGCCGACGAAGAUAUUAUCAGAGCUGAGAAGGCUUCCUUCAACCAGAAGGUUGACGAUAUGAUGGAGCAACUUCAGAACAAGAAGGAUUCCUUGGAAGAGAUUGCACAGCAUCUCAAGGAGUUUAAUGAGUCCCAUAAAGAAGCUAAAGAACAGCUGGAUGAUGCCAGGAAGCAACUUGAGGCCCACGAGUCCCUGGGAGCUCAGGCUUACAGCAACAAACAUUUAACCAACAUGAAGGCACAGCAGAAAACACUUGAGACCCUAAAGACCCAGGUAGAUUAUCUGAAAAACCUUACACAGAGACUGGUGGUUGAUGCCCCAGAUGCAGCAGGUGUAUCUGACCUUCUGUUACAGACAGACUCGCUUGACCAGGAGUACAAUGCUGUGAGUCAGGAGGUGGAAGACAAGUGCUCAUUUCUGGAAACCAAGCUCCAGGGAAUCGGGCAGUUCCAAAACAGCAUCAGGGAAAUGUUCUCUCAGUUUGCAGAUUUUGACGAUGAGCUAGACAGCAUGCAACCAGUGGCCCGUGACCUGGACACUUUGCAGUCACAGAAGGAUGACAUCACGAGUUUUGUGAACAAACUCCAGGAGCUGAUGGUCAACACAGUGAAUGCCAACAAAAACUGCAAGAAGAUGCUGGAGACAGAGGGGUCUCCAGAUCUGCUGGGCUUGAAACGGGACCUGGAAGCCUUAAACAAGCAGUGCAGUAAACUGAUGGACAGAGCUAAAGGGAGAAAAGAACUAGUUGAAACCACUGUCACCCGUGUCAAUGAAUUAUACAGAAAGAUUAAGGAACUCUCUGAAAAACUUCAGCUAGCUAAAGAGCAUGAGGAAUCUCAAGGGCCAGUUGGAAUGGAGACUGAGAUUAUUAAUCAACAGCUGGAAGUCUUCAAGGUAUUCCAAAAAGAAGAGAUCGAGCCCUUGAAAGCUAAGCUACAAGAUGUUAACUGGCUGGGACAGGGCCUUAUACAGAGCGCUGCUAAAAACGCCAACACCCAGAGCCUCGAAGGUGAUCUCGAGGAUGUUAACACAAGAUGGAAUACACUCAACAAGAAGGUUGCAGAAAGGGAUGCCCAGUUGCAUGAAGCACUACUGCAUUGUGGGAGGUUUCAAGAUGCCCUUGAAUCCCUGCUCAGCUGGCUGAAUGAUACUGAAGAUCUUAUUGCCAAUCAAAAGCCGCCUUCCGCUGAGUUCAAAGUAGUGAAGGCUCAGAUUCAGGAGCAAAAACUUCUGCAAAGGCUAUUGGAUGACCGUAAACCAACAGUGGAUAUAAUCAAACGAGAGGGAGAAAAACUGUCUGAGGCUGCAGAGCCGGCAGAUAAGGAAAAGAUGCUGAAGGAACUUGGCAGUCUUAGUCGUAGGUGGGAUGCAUUGCUCAGCAAGGCAGAAACAAGGCACCGACAGCUGGAAAGUAUCCUAGUGGUAGCACAGCAGUUCCAUGAAACACUGGAGCCCUUGGCAGAGUGGCUUUCUACCACUGAAAAAAGACUGGCAAACUCAGAACCCAUUGGAACCCAGACUAAGAAAUUAGAGCAGCAAAUUUCACAGCACAAGGCCUUAAAAGAUGAUAUUAUGGGUCACAGUAAGAACUUACACCAAGCUAUUAGCCUUGGCCAGGCACUUAAGACAAUGAGUUCCUUGGAUGACAAGGAAUUGGUGCAGGGCAAGCUGGAUUCAAUACAGACUCACAUCAUUGAAGUCCAGGAGAGAUGUAGCAGGAAAGCAGCCAUGCUGCAGCAGGCCCUCUCUAAUGCCCGGCUCUUUGGCGAAGAUGAAGUUGAACUAAUGAAUUGGUUAAAUGAAGUACAUGAUAAACUGAGCAAUGUGGCAGUCCAGGACUACAACACUGAUGCACUUCAUAAACAGCAUAAUGAGCAACUGGCUCUUCAUGAGGACAUUGUGCUUAGGAAACAAAAUGUUGACCUGGCUAUUCAAAAUGGCUUGGAACUUCUGAAACAAACAACAGGUGAUGAAGUUGUUAUCAUUCAAGAAAAAUUGGAUGGUAUCAAAGCCAGAUAUGCAGAAAUCGAUUCAAUGAGCACAGAUGUUUCAAAGCUGCUCAAUCAAGCUCUAGUGCUUGCUACCAAACUGCAGCAAAACCACGAAGAGCUGUGCAGUUGGCUAGAUUACAUUGAAGCAGAAGUAGCUGCUUAUGAAGUUCAGGUCCCUGCAGGAGAACAGCUGACCCAAGUGCAAGAGAGACAAAAAGAGCUCCUGAAAGAUGCUAAGGGGCGCAAGGGCUUGGUGGACACUCUCAAUGAGGUAAGUAGUGCUCUGCUGGAGCUGGUGCCCUGGAGAGCACGGGAGGGACUGGACAGACUGGUGUGUGAAGACAAUGAGAGGUACAGACUUGUGAGCGACUCCAUCACGCAGCAUGUGGAAGAAAUAGAUGCUGUCAUUCUGAGAUCUCAGCAGUUUGAACAUGCAGCUGAGGUGGAGGUUGUGUGGCUAACUGAUGCAGAAAAAAAACUGGCAUCACUUGGAGCUAUCAGACUUGAGCAAGAUCAGACUGUAGCUCAGUUACAAGUUCAAAAGGCUUUCUCUAUUGACAUUUUAAGACAUAAGGAUGCCAUCGAUGACAUUGUGAAAACUGGAGAGGCAAUAAUCAGCAGCAGCGAUGAAGAGGAGAAAAAAUCCCUACAGGAUAAAGUUCAAACUCUUCUGGAGAAAUAUGAUGUUGUCAGCCAUAUUAACGCCGAGCGAUGCCUACAGCUUGAGCGCGCUCAUUCAUUGGCCAGUCAGUUCUGGGAGACCUAUGAUGAGCUGUGGCCGUGGCUGCAGGAAAUGAGGAGUGCGGUCUCCCAGCUUCCUGCUCCUGCUAUUGAAUAUGAAACUUUAAAACAGCAGCAAGAAGAAUUGAGGCAAAUGCGUGAGUUGAUUGCAGAACACAAGCCUCAUAUCGAUAAGAUGAACAAAACCGGGCCCCAGUUGUUGGAGCUAAGCCCUGCUGAAGGCCUUUCCAUCCAGGAAAAGUACACAGUGACUGACAAGCUUUACAUGCAGAUAAAAGAAGAUGUUAAACAGCGAGCGGUAGCUUUGGAUGAAGCUAUUUCCAAGUCAACCCAGUUCCAUGACAAGAUGGACCCAAUGAUGGAGACUCUGGGGCGGAUAGCGGAGCGCUUGAGGCAGCCUCCUUCCAUCUCUGUGGAGGUGGAGAAGAUCAGAGAGCAGAUCAGCGAGAAUAAGAAUGUGUCUGUUGAUCUGGAGAAGCUCCAGCCUGGAUAUGAAACUCUGAAACAACGCGGGGAGGAGAUGAUUGCACGUUCUGAGGGUGCUGACAAAGAUAUAUCUGCUAAAGCUGUGCAAGACAAGUUAGACCACAUGGUGUUCAUCUGGGAAGAUAUCCAGGCCUUGCUUGAAGAAAGAGAAGCUAAGCUCUUGGAUGUGAUGGAUCUGGCUGAGAAAUUCUGGUUUGACCACUGUGCGCUCAUAGUCACCAUCAAGGACACACAGGAUGUCCUGCGAGACUUGGGGGAACCUGGGACUGACCCUUCAGUGGUGAAACAACAGCAGGAGUCUAUAGAGAGCUUUAAAGAAGAAAUAGAUGGACUGCAGGAAGAGCUUGAUAUGGUUCAGAAUCUCGGGGAUGAAUUGAUGGCUGUCUGCGGCGAGCCUGACAAGCCUGUAAUCAAGAAGAGCAUAGAUGAGCUGAAUUCUACCUGGGACAACCUGAACAAGAACUGGAAGGAGAGAGUGGAAAGACUAGAGGAGGCUAUGCAGUCAGCUGUUCAGUUUCAGGACGGAUUGCAGGGAUUGUUUGACUGGGUGGAUAUUGUGGAGAAUAAACUUGAUUCAAUGUCACCUGUUGGCACUGACCUAGAGACUGUCAAACAACAAAUAGGGGAACUGAAGGAAUUCAAGUUGGAAGCCUACCAACUACAGAUAGAGAUGGAAAGGCUCAACCAGCAGGCAGAGAUGCUGUUGAAGAAAGUUGUUGAAGAAAUGGACAGACAUCCCAUUACGGAACCAUUAACUGAGCUCAGAAUGCUGUGGGACAGUCUGGAUCAGAAGAUUAUCAACAGACAGCACAAACUAGAGGGAGCCCUGCUGGCUCUGGGGCAGUUCCAGCAUGCCUUGGAUGAGCUGCUGACGUGGCUGACACACACAGAAGACUCACUGAAGGAACAGAAGAAAGCAGGAGGAGACCCAAAAGCUAUUGAAAUUGAACUCGCCAAGCAUCACGUGCUCCAAAAUGAUGUGCUAGCCCACAAAACCACGGUGGAAGCUGUUGAGAAAGCAGGAAAUGACAUGAUUGAGUCCAGUGCCAGGGAGGAAGCCAGUAGCCUCCAGAGCAAGCUGGAAAACUUGAAUCAGCGGUGGAAGACCGUCCUGGAAAAAACAGCACAGAGGCGGCAACAUCUGGAAAGCGCUCUGCUCCAGGCCCAGGGUUUCCAUGGCGAGAUUGAAGAUAUGCACAAGUGGCUGAAAGACACUGAACGUCAGCUGUUGGCAUCACAGGCUGUUGGAGGGUUACCAGAAACAGCGAGAGAGCAGCUUAAUAUCCAUCUGGAACUCUUGAAUGUUUUUGAAGCAAAGGAAGAGCUGUACACCAGACUGAUGCAGAAAGGACAGCAGCUGAUCACUUUCUGUCCAGAGGGACAUGAUACCACUACAGAGCAGGACCUAAAGAACUUGAAAGAAAAAUGGGAAUCUGUGCAAACAAAAAUGACUGAAAGAAAGGUUAAACUAGAGGAAGCCCUGACCUUGGCCACAGAGUUCCAUAACUCCCUUCAAGACUUCAUCAACUGGCUGACCCAGGCUGAGCAGACUCUAACAAUGGCCACACCAGCAAGCCUUAUCCUGGACAACAUCUUGUUUCAGAUUGAUGAACAUAAGGUCUUUGUCACUGAGGUAAAUUCCCACAGAGAGCAGAUAAUAGAGUUGGACAAAACUGGAACCCACUUGAAAUACUUCAGUCAGAAGCAGGAUGUCGUCCUCAUUAAGAACCUGCUGAUCAGUGUACAGAGCCGCUGGGAGAAGGUGGUCCAGCGAUCAGUGGAGAGGGGACGAGCUCUAGAUGAUGCAAGGAAACGUGCCAAGCAGUUCCAUGAAGCCUGGAACAAACUAAUGGAGUGGCUUGAGGAAUCAGAAAAGGCCCUAGAUUCUGAGCAGGAAAUCGCAAAUGACCCAGACAAGAUUAAGAUGCAGCUGGCACAGCAUAAGGACUUUCAGAAAGCCCUUGGAAGCAAACACUCAGUGUAUGACACUUCAGUCCGAAAUGGGCGCUCUUUGAAGGAAAAGACCUCUCUGAAAGAUGACAACCAGAAACUGGACGACAUGCUCAGUGAACUGAGAGACAAAUGGGACACUGUCUGUGGUAAAUCUGUGGAAAGGCAAAAUAAACUGGAGGAAGCUCUGCUGUUUUCAGGACACUUCACAGAUGCUCUCCAGGCUCUCAUUGAUUGGUUGUACAAGGUAGAGCCCCAGCUUGCUGAAGACCAGCCAGUACAUGGAGAUAUAGACCUUGUAAUGAAUCUGAUAGAUAACCAUAAGGUCUUCCAGAAAGAGCUGGGGAAAAGAACUAGCAGCAUACAGGCUUUGAAACGCUCCGCACGGGAACUAACUGAAAUCAGUCAUGACGACUCCUCUUGGGUCAAAGUUCAAAUGCAGGAGCUGAGCGCCCGCUGGGAGACUGUGUGCGCUCUCUCUGUGUCCAAACAAACACGACUAGAACAGGCUCUCUGUCAGGCAGAGGAAUUCCAUUCCACCGUUCACAUCUUGUUGGAGUGGCUCGCUGAGGCUGAGCAGAGCCUUCGUUUCCAUGGUGCCCUCCCUGAUGAUGAAGAGGCUUUGUGUGCACUUCUAGAUCUACACAAGGAGUUUAUGAGGAAACUUGAAGAAAAAAGAGUGGGGCUGAGCAAAGCUAUACGUCUGGGGGAAGCCAUCUUGACCAUCUGCCAUCCAGACUCGAUCACCACCAUUAAACACUGGAACACCAUCAUCAAAGCCAGAUUUGAUGAGGUGUUAGCAUGGGCCAGGCAGCACCAGCACAGGUUAGGUAGUGCUCUGAAGGAGUUACUUGCUAAUCAGGAGCUGUUGGAGACCCUGCUAGGUUGGCUGCAGUGGGCAGAGACAACACUCAAUGAGAAGGAUAAGGAGACCAUCCCACAGGAAAUCGAGGAAGUCAAGACACUCAUUGCUGAACACCAGGUCUUUAUGGAGGAAAUGACAAGGAAGCAACCCGAUGUUGACAAGUUAACAAAGACAUACAAACGGAAAGCUGCACCAGAACUUGCCUCCCUCCAUUCCAAUAUCCCUGUCCUGGAUAAAGGAAGAAGAGGAAGAAAACGGUCCACUACUCAAAGGAUAUACCCUUCAUCAACAAAUACACAGAUUGAGACCAAGAACCCUCGGGUCAAUAUCCUUGUUAGCAAAUGGCAGCAGGUCUGGCUUCUGGCUUUGGACAGACGACGAAAACUCAACGAUGCAUUAGACCGGCUAGAGGAGUUGAGAGAGUUUGCCAACUUUGACUUUGACAUUUGGAGGAAACGCUAUAUGAGAUGGAUGAACCACAAGAAGUCUAGGGUGAUGGACUUCUUCCGUCGCAUUGACAAAGACCAGGAUGGGAAGAUAACCAGGCAGGAGUUCAUUGAUGGAAUUCUUUCAUCAAAGUUCCCAACUAGCCGUUUGGAAAUGAGUGCUGUGGCUGACAUCUUUGACAGAGAUGGCGAUGGCUACAUCGACUAUUAUGAGUUUGUAGCAGCUCUUCAUCCCAACAAGGAUGCCUACAAGCCACUUACAGAUGCUGACAAAAUAGAGGACGAGGUGACUCGUCAGGUGGCAAAAUGUAAAUGUCCAAAACGAUUUCAGGUGGAACAGAUUGGAGCUAACAAAUACCGGUUUUUCCUUGGAAACCAGUUUGGUCUUGUACACUGCUUACAUGAACCAUUAAUCGUGGAUGAGACACUAACAAACAGGGACAGUCAAAAUGUAACCCCACAACUACAAGUUGCUGUAUUGGAAAGCUGUAUACUGUUUGGAGACUCGCAGCAGCUACGUCUUGUUCGCAUCCUGCGCAGCACUGUUAUGGUUCGUGUGGGAGGUGGAUGGAUGGCCCUUGAUGAGUUCUUAGUGAAAAACGACCCUUGCAGAGUUCAUCAUCAUGGAAGUAAAAUGUUACGUUCGGAAUCAAACUCUUCAAUUACUACUCAGUCUCCUAUAGCCAAAGGCAGAACAAACAUGGAGCUUCGGGAAAAGUUGAUUUUACCAGAGGGCGUGACACAAAUCAUAGGUAGCUUCCGAUACCGGGGUCAUAAGUCACGGCCAUCCUCAAGAGCUGCUUCUCCGAACAGAUCCAUCUCCAGUCACAGCUGUGCUUCAGUAGCACCCCCCCCCCACCUAGCCGCUACCACCACCCCAAAGACUCCCCAACAUAUAACCCGCAAUUAUGAUAAGCCAUGGUUGACAAACAGCAAAACCUCUACACCUGUUAGAUCACCAGAAUCCCGUGAAUGUCAGGUUUCAUCUACAGAGGGUACACCAAUACAAGGAAGCAAACUCCGUCUUCCUGGGUAUUUGUCUGGAAAAGGUUUCCAUUCUGGAGAAGAGAGUAGCCUCAUCACAACAGCGGCUUCUAAAACCAGAACACAGUUAACAGAAACUAAGAAGACGCAAAGCAGGCAUGGAAGCCGGGCAGGGAGCAAGGCUGGCAGCCGAGCAAGCAGCCGACGAGGCAGUGACGCCUCAGACUUCGACAUUUCAGAGAUCCUGUCUGUGUGCUCAGACGUGUCAGAGACUGUACCAGACUUGAACAAAACAGGGCCUAGAGCCGGACACCGUCCCUCUUCCGCAAAGCCUUCUAAAAUCCCCACACCUCAGAGGAGGUCUCCUGCUGCUAGCAAACUGGCCAAGGCUUCCAAGAGAUAGUUGGGACAGGCCCAGCAGAAUAACUACAACGUGCAUUAAAUAUUUAAGGUUGUGAGGUGUAAAAUAGUUAAAAAUGAAUGUGUAAUAUUGAGCGAGGCAGAUUUGAAUGCAGAUGGCCUUAUGUCUAUGUGUCUUGUAUUUUAUUUUAUGUGAAUAAUGUUAUGUCAAAUAUUAUUAUAAUUAUUAUAUUAUUAUUUUUGUUGAUGCCAUAUCCUUGAGGGUAAAAUGAGAUACAUUAUAAUGUAACUUAAACUAACAUUUUUACACAGUAAUGUGUAACUGUAACACUAAAUAUUGCUAGGAAACAGCUACUGAAUGUACUGUAAUUUUCUGGAAUUUAAAUUGUCUAUUUAAGUAACAAUUUAUAUGUUCUGGUAAUGCAACAAAGAGCAGUUAAAACACAUAAAAAGAGACACGGUUCUGGAUUUGCUCACUAAACACUAAAGUAAGGUUUCAGACUACUGUGCAAAAGGGUGUGAAGUUAAUUCACACAGCAGAAAAUUUAAAUAAAAAAACGAAGCGUUCUAUUCACAAAUCAUAAACACUUGCGAUUCAUAUUAUGUUAAAAUACCUUGCAGCAAAUUGUGCCAUUUAUUUAACUGACUAGGGCCUACAGACUCCUAGAAACUAAAAUAUCAGCAUGAAGUGCAUUCAUGUCAAUGUAUGGUUUUAUUUUGCUUGAGUGAGCGGGAGUGCUGUAUCUCUUAAUUCUGUAAUAAAUUUGCUUGCAGAAAGCUAAAAAUUAA
This is a messenger RNA of Polyodon spathula (Mississippi paddlefish), 23649 nucleotides long. RefSeq names its product dystonin-like. Gene Ontology annotation, cellular component: focal adhesion; hemidesmosome; keratin filament. The record is from RefSeq and is a predicted model, not a curated record. Gene Ontology annotation, biological process: intermediate filament bundle assembly; cell-cell adhesion; skin development. Bases 203 to 22903 code for a protein of 7566 amino acids. Gene Ontology annotation, molecular function: calcium ion binding; keratin filament binding; structural molecule activity. The transcript is spliced from 105 exons. Lineage: Eukaryota; Metazoa; Chordata; Actinopteri; Acipenseriformes; Polyodontidae.